AUGGCCCAGAAGCGCACAUCGACAGAAGCAGAACUCCUCCCCGUCCGAACUCGCCGAAAUUCCAAACGCAGCAAAAUCUCUCCACCCAGCGAUAGCAGCGAGCAGUUGAUCGCUUCCGUCUCGGAGGCUUCCGCUAUGCGCAGUAGUCCAGGCGCCUCGGAGGAUACGCGACAGAGCAGUCCGCCUACACAGGAUGAGGUAGAAGACGAUUCUGACAGCACUGUCUCAUCCAUCUCAAGCGACAGCUCUUCAUCAGACGACGACGAAGAUGAAGAUGGGGAUGAGAAUGAGGCUGAGGAGGACGAGGCAGUUGUGACGCUCGGCGGCCUGAAGAAGCCGCAAAUUGAUGCGCAACGAUCAAAGGAAGACGCAGAUGCACUGAGGAGGAAGUUACAGGCUUUCAUGCCGAAGAUGCAGCAAGCGAAUAGCGCACUGGCUGCGAAAGGCGCGGCGUUGAGUAUGGAGGGUGUUGCAGAGGAUGGGCAGCAUAUUGAGAUGCAUUUGGGUCUGGGUGUGCUGGAAGAGCAGCGUGAUGGCGACGCUGAAAGUGGGAGUGAUGACGAGGGAGAACAGCAGGACUCGAAGGAUGUUAUGCAGACGCUGCUGGGGUUGGCCGGAGAGCAGAAGAGAUACACUGUCGAGGAGGUGAAGGAUAACAAUACUUGA
Messenger RNA from Fulvia fulva, 666 nucleotides. RefSeq lists its product as uncharacterized. Gene Ontology annotation, biological process: box C/D snoRNP assembly. NCBI's taxonomy places the organism in Eukaryota, Fungi, Ascomycota, Dothideomycetes, Mycosphaerellales, Mycosphaerellaceae. The transcript has a single exon. The record is from RefSeq and is a predicted model, not a curated record. The coding region runs from base 1 to 666 and encodes 221 amino acids.